GGCGAAACAAAAACAAGCCAUUUCAUCAGAUAUUCAGAUCCCAGCCAGGUACAUCACGCACCCACGACCACGACCACGACCAGGCACGCACGGGCACGGCAGAAGCGAUGGGCGUCGUCUCGGCGGUGGCGGACGCGGUGGUCGUCCUCUUCUCCCUCACCAUCGCGGUGGGGGUCCCGCUCAUCGACGCGCAGGCCGUCCUCUCGCACGACGCCUACCCGGCGCAGCUGCGGGACCUCAAGCGCUGGUACGCCGCCGAGUUCGACGACUACCUCAUGGCCCAGCCGCCGGCCUUCUUCCGCGGCCUCUUGUGCCUCGAGCUCGCCUUCCUCUGGCCGCUCUCCGUCGCCACCGUCUACGGCGUCCUCGCCCGCCGCCGAUGGGCCGCCACCACCUCCCUCAUGGUCGGCGUCACCACCCUCACCUCCCUGUCGGCAAUAUUUGGUGAGAUGCUGGGCUCAGGGAAGGCAACCACGAAGCUGCUUCAGAUGUAUGUUCCAUACGCCGUGUUUGCUGUCAUUGCCAUUCUGCGCGGUCUCUGCUCAUGCUCGGCGCCGCCGUCGCCGGCAUCUUCUGCUCGGAAGAAGAGGGUCUAGAUUUGAUUUGCAUUUCUGACAUUUCGUGGAGAAAGUAUUCAAUUUUGUUCAACGGUUGUACUGCCCAAUCUAUCAUUCAACACCCAAUGGAAUGUAAUGUCCAUACUGCAAAGUUAUUGUCCACAUUUUGAAAAAGAUUCUACUGCAUCUGUUCUAUGAUAAAAGCAUGUUCAACGAA
Aegilops tauschii subsp. strangulata is the source of this 774-nucleotide messenger RNA. RefSeq lists its product as uncharacterized. NCBI's taxonomy places the organism in Eukaryota, Viridiplantae, Streptophyta, Magnoliopsida, Poales, Poaceae. Gene Ontology annotation, cellular component: endoplasmic reticulum. The record is from RefSeq and is a predicted model, not a curated record.